Messenger RNA from Saimiri boliviensis boliviensis (Bolivian squirrel monkey), 2737 nucleotides. Lineage: Eukaryota; Metazoa; Chordata; Mammalia; Primates; Cebidae. The record is from RefSeq and is a predicted model, not a curated record.
AUGAGCCUCCCGCCGCGGGGACCGGCGCCGCCGCAGCCCAGCCAGGUCCACGUCGGUCCCUCGAGACCCACGGCCGCCCGCUCCGGUCCGCUCCGGCCCGCGGACCCGGGGGUCUGUCCCCUCGCCCGGCCCCGGCGGGACCCGAGCUGCGCCGCCCGCUCCGGGCCGGGCCCCGCCGCCUCCCCUCCGCCGCCUGGCUCCGCCGGCCGGCCUCCGCCUUCGUCCUCCCGCGCUCGGCCCCUCACCCGCGCGGCAGAGACCGGCCCCUCAGGAGCCGCGGGCGAAAGCCCACCCGGCGCCAACGACGAGCGCAGACGCGGCAACCACCGCAGCCAUCUUGGCACAUCCGGCUCCGGUCUCCGCGGCCGCCGCGCCGCCGACGUAUGUGAGAAGAGAUGGGAUUCUUCAGUCAAGGCCACAAGGGGGAAAUCAGUCUGCAGGACCGAUGCCAGCAGGCUCACGCACCGAGAACGGCUGCUCUGCCUCACUGAGAAGCGCGGGGCCCUCACGCGGGCGCGCUCCUCUCAUUCUUCCGUUGGGCCGGGAGGCUGGAAGGCAGGCGGCGGCGGCGGCGCAUGCGCCGAGGGCGGUAGGCGCUGCGGGCCGCCAAGGGCCGACUGCGCCUGCGUGCUGGUUGCCUGGCGACGGCGCGGUCGCGGGCCCCCAGCGGCGCCGGAAGUUGGUCGCGGGCGACCGUCAGUGCCUGUCCGGCGUCCCGGGGUUUCCCCGGCGCAUCCUCCGCAGGCCGUUCGCUCCACAGAGGCCCCGGCAGGGAAGAGAUGCCUGGCCGCCGCGCGGAGCCCGGUCUUCGCCGACGCCCCCAGAAGGACACGCGGGCUCCGCGUCCCCGAGCUCGGCCCCGCGCCAGUACCGCGCCGGGUCCUCCCACGCCCACCCCGGCCCCGGCCCCGCAGUCCUGCCGGGGAGGCGCGGUUUUCUGGCUCCGUCUCCUCGGCCGCCAGCCCCACGGGGCCCUGGGGUCCCAGCCCUGGCCUAGUGCACGUUGGCGGUGAGUGGGCGCUCGGGCCCCCGGAGCGACCCUGCAGCGGGGCGAGGCGGGUGGGUGCUCCCGCCCCUGCGACGGCCUGGCAGCAUCCACGCCGCCGCCCCCCGCGGAAGAUCGCAGGGCGCGGUGGGCGUUGUCACCUGUGCCCUCGUUUUCCGGAGGAGCCCAGGGAGGCUGGGCGGGUGAGGAAGCGGCCAUCCGUGUACGGCCCACUCACCUGCACGCCGACCUUGCGAGGGCCGGGAAGAGCCGCGGCAUUCCUCUGCAGCUCCUUCCAGAGGGCAGGCGCCGUGGUGGGAGUGCCCGCCCGAGGGCAUCCGAGGCUGAGCUCCCAGCAGCGGCUGAGGUCCUCCCUUGGGAGCCACCCUGGUCCCCAGCGGGGCGGGAGACCGAUACCUGUGCCACGCCAGCAGAGCCCCAGGCGGUGCCGGGAGAGGUUCUGCCCGGCUGACGUGGCACUAGGGCCACUCUGCUCAGCUAACAUUUGCCUUGCAGGAGUCAGAUUCCUGACCUGUUUGAACAGACUUAGGGAACACGUGGUAGGGCGCAGCCCCAGCCCCGCUGGGCGAGGCGGCAGUGACACCAGCCCCACUGCCCCGAUUUCCGUGGUCCAGGCGCUCUGCAGCCUCCGCUUAGGGAGGUAUCAUUAUUAGCCCUUCCCAAAGAGGGGAACGCAGAGGUGGGUUAAGUUGAGUUCAAAGAACCCAAGAGCCAGGAGCCCAGAACUCGACCCUCUAGGUUCCUCUGGAACCCUGUGGUCCCACUCAGGUGGGCUCUAAACUGCAGAGGCCAUAGCUGCAGAAACCAACCUGCCCUAAGCAUAAAAUGGAAGGUCUCUGGACCCCAGGGCAGGAGCCCCAGGGCAGGGAUGUUAAAAAGCAGCUUCUGGUGGCUCCUAGGGGCGUGGGGCACCAUAUCGCCUGCAAGGGGUUGGCUGUCUUUCUUCCCCUCCUCUCCCUAAUCCUAGGAGUGUACGGACAUAGCUCUCGGCAGUCUGUGGCCGGGUGUGGAGUAGAGGGUUCCUGAGCCUGUCCAGCCUCUGGGCUAUAGACUGUUCCGCUGAAGGCCUGGCCUGCCCCUGAGACGCUGUGUGCCUAGUCCCUGAGCAUCAGGUCCUGGCCGCUAAGAUAGAGCAUCAUAAGCACCUAAACACUUCAGGGCUGAGAUGGUGCAGCUGAUGUGUGUGCCAGGACAUCAGGCCUGGUGGGGGCGCAUGGCGACAGGUGAAUGGCUGCGAGCCGCAGGGGCCUCCUGCCAGUGCUGAGAGGGGUCCUGUCCAUGGUGGCCAUCGCCGCUCCUGGUGGAGCUUUAUUGCCUUUGGCUGCAGCAUCCACUGGUUUCUCCAUUCUCCCAUUCUCUGCCCUGCUCACACCUGGAGGCUGGACACAAAAGUCACCACUUCCCUGAAGCCCCCCUAGGUAGGCCAGAAUCAGCACCUGGUGCAAAACUCCGUGGCCACUGCUGUACCGCAUUAUGCAGAGCACACCGGACAGGCUCGUGUGCGUCCAGGCCCUGCCAGGAAACCCUCUGCCCUUGCGUCUUCACAGCCUUGGUCACACACAGCGUGUCCUUGGUGCCUCUGUCCACUCAGCUCCUCCCAUUUGCCGUGCCGUCCAGUGCGGCGGCUGCUGGUGCAUGCUGUGCCUGAGCUGUGCUCUAAGUGUCAACUACGUGCUGGCUUGUCAGGGGUACAGCUAUCUAAUCCAUCAUUUUUUAUUGCACAUUAAAAUG